Sinocyclocheilus grahami is the source of this 5600-nucleotide messenger RNA. Its product is annotated as multidrug resistance-associated protein 1-like. NCBI's taxonomy places the organism in Eukaryota, Metazoa, Chordata, Actinopteri, Cypriniformes, Cyprinidae. Gene Ontology annotation, biological process: transmembrane transport. Gene Ontology annotation, cellular component: membrane. The record is from RefSeq and is a predicted model, not a curated record. The coding region runs from base 180 to 4703 and encodes 1507 amino acids. The transcript has 31 exons. Gene Ontology annotation, molecular function: ATP binding; ABC-type transporter activity; ATP hydrolysis activity.
AGUCAGUACACAGGAGGCUGGCUUACAAAAAAGGGGCUGAAACACACAUUCAGGCGCAACUACUGUCAAACACACUUACACUGCCAACAGAAACUACAUAGACAGGAGAGUGUGACACUGCUGAGCUUAGGGAGCAGGGAUUUACUACAGGAAGUGAAGUGAAGAAGAGAAGAACCUGGAUGGACACCCUCUGCAGUCUCAGUGGCCUGGACCCUCUCUGGGACUGGAAUGUCACAUGGUACACACCACACCCAGACCUGACCCAGUGCUUCCAGCACACAGUACUGGUGUGGUUCCCCUGCUUCUAUCUCUGGGUUUGUGCCCCUUUCUACUGCUUGUACCUCAGAUUCUAUGACAAUGGACACAUAUCAAUAUCCAGCCUCUGCUGUGCCAAGACGGGUUUGUGUCUCUGUCUGGCCUUUUUUGGUUUCUUGGAGAUGGUCUAUCUGCUGGUGGAAAGAAGCAGAGACAUAGAGAGUCACAUGGUCUUUCUCUUGAGUCCUGUAAUUCGCAGCCUUACCAUGAUACUGGCAGUGUUGGUGAUCCACUUGGAAAGGCUGAAGGGCUUUCGUUCCUCCAUCUUUCUCUUCCUGUUUUGGACGCUGGCAGUGAUCUGCUCGCUGGUGCCUCUGAGAGCCAACAUACAAGCCAUCAUAGACAAGGGUUUCUCUGCAGAUGCGAUGAGAUUCGUGGCAUUCUUCACAUUCUUCUCUCUCCAGUUGGCUCAGCUCAUCCUCAGCUGUUUCGCUGAUCAGCGCCCAGCGACUCUUAAACCUGUAUUUGUAAAGAAUCCGUGUCCAGUUGAGGAUGCUUCUUUCCUUUCAAAAGUACUGUUUUGGUGGUACGGCAGAUUAGUGGUAAAGGGCUACCGCUCACCUUUAAAAGCUGAGGACCUCUGGUCUCUACGAGAAGAGGACACAUCUGAAAAAAUUAUUUGUGAUCUGGAGAAAGAGUGGGCCAAGCAAUGGGCCAAAAUGCAACAGCAAGAGAGUGCUAUGAAUGGAGCACAAGCUCUUGGUUAUAAACUGAGCGAGCAGACACAACUGCUCAGAAAACUCCAUAAAGAACAAAGCUCAGGCUUCUGUCUGCUCCGGACACUAGCCAAAAACUUUGGCCCUUACUUUCUGACUGGAACUCUCUGUCUGGUCAUUCAAGAUGUUUUCAUGUUCUCCAUACCACAAGUGUUAAGUCUACUUCUUGGCUUUGUGAGAGAUGAAGACGCCCCCUUGUGGAAGGGUUACGUCUUUGCCUUCUUGAUGGUCCUGUUGUCUUGUCUGCAGUCCCUGUUCAACCAUCAGUACAUGUACACGUGCUUCACAGUAGGCAUGAGGGUUAAAACUGCAGUUAUGGGCCUAGUGUACAGGAAGUCUCUGGUCAUCAACAGCGCGGCCCGCAGAACAUGUACAGUUGGAGAGAUAGUGAACUUGGUUUCGGCUGACACCCAGAAACUCAUGGAUUUCGUGGUGUACUUCAAUGCAGUGUGGGUGGCCCCGAUUGAAAUCGCCUUGUGUCUUUUCUUCCUCUGGCAGCGCCUCGGCCCAUCUGCAUUGGCUGGCAUCGCCACUGUAAUUCUCAUCUUCCCUUUGAAUGGGUUCAUUGCCAAAAUGAGAAGCAAGCUCCAGGAGGUCCAGAUGAAGUACAUGGACGGACGCAUUAAGCUUAUGAAUGAGAUCUUGAGCGGAAUAAAGAUCCUUAAGAUUUACGCCUGGGAGAAUGCCUUCAGAGAACGUGUUCUUGGCUAUAGGGAAAAAGAGCUGAAUGCUCUGAAGAAGUCUCAGAUCCUUUACUCCAUAUCCAUCGCCUCCUUCAACUCCUCCACUUUCUUGAUUGCAUUUGCCAUGUUUGGAGUGUACGUGCUGAUUGAUGAGAAGCAUGUUCUGGAUGCUGAGAAGGUCUUUGUGUCCAUGGCUCUCAUCAACAUUCUCAAAGCUCCACUCAGUCAACUGCCCUUUGCAAUGAGCACUACCAUGCAGGCUUUGGUUUCUCUCAAACGUCUCGGGAAGUUUCUCUGUCAAGACGAGCUGAAACUGGAUAGCGUAGAGAGAACUCCCUACCAUCCUGAUGUUGAAGGUGUUGUUAUUGACAAUGGUACUUUCAGCUGGUCUAAAGAUAGCACACCAUGUCUCAGGAGGAUCGAUGUCAAAGUGCAGCGGGGUUCACUGGUGGCUGUGGUAGGUCACGUGGGCAGUGGAAAAUCCUCUCUUCUGUCUGCGAUGUUAGGUGAAAUGGAAAAGAAAAGUGGCCAUGUCACAGUAUCGGGCUCUGUGGCUUAUGUGCCUCAGCAAGCAUGGAUCCAGAACGCCACUCUCAAAGACAACAUUUUGUUUGGACGUGAGAGGAAAGACAGGUGGUACCAGAAGGUGUUGGAGGCCUGUGCUCUCCUACCAGACCUGGAGAUCCUACCUGCAAGAGAUGCCACAGAGAUUGGAGAGAAGGGGCUGAAUUUGUCAGGAGGUCAGAAACAGAGAGUGAGUCUGGCACGUGCAGUCUACAGGAAGGCUGAUAUCUACCUGCUGGAUGAUCCCUUGUCAGCUGUGGAUGCACAUGUGGGUCAGCACAUCUUUGAAAAAGUCAUUGGACCUAAUGGAGUUCUUAAAAAUAAGACUCGUAUUUUGGUAACCCACGGGCUGAGCUUCCUGCCCCAGGCUGACCUGAUCCUGGUGAUGGAGGAUGGAGAAAUAACGGAGAUGGGCUCUUAUGCUGAGCUUUUGAGUAGGAAGAACACUUUUGCAGACUUUGUUAAAGCUUUUUCUGUUAGCGAACGCAAGGAAAGUGCCACCCAUAGAGGGACCAGAAAAUCAGUAUCUCGGCUCAGCAUGACAGACUUCUCUAUUGACCUCUCCCAAGAGCAACUCAUCAGUGGAGACAUGGGAAGUGCCAGUAUACAAACCAUGGAGGCCAUUUCUGACACAGAACAGGAGCAGGACCAGGAGGAAGUUGGAAGACUCACCCAAGCUGACAAAGCUCAUACAGGCCGAGUGAAACUGGAGAUGUAUGUGGAUUACUUCAGGACCAUCGGCUUGGCUUUCAUCAUCCCCAUCAUCUUCCUCUAUGCGUUCCAGCAAGCUGCCUCACUGGCCUACAACUACUGGCUAAGCCUGUGGGCAGAUGACCCGAUUGUAAAUGGAACACAGGUCAACACGGAUCUGAAGCUUGGUGUUUUUGGCGCUCUCGGCUUUGCACAAGGAAUUGCAGUUUUUGGCACUACUGUGGCUAUUUCACUUGGAGGAAUAAUUGCAUCGCGGCAUCUUCAUUUGGACCUUGUGAACAAUGUACUUCACUCUCCUAUGUCGUUCUUUGAGAGUACGCCCAGUGGUAACCUUCUCAAUCGGUUCUCUAAAGAGAUAGACGCCAUUGAUUGCAUGAUCCCUGAUGGGCUGAAGAUGAUGCUGGGCUAUGUGUUCAAACUUCUGGAGGUUUUCAUUAUCGUGCUGAUGGCGACUCCUUUUGCAGGAGUGAUCGUACUGCCACUGACUUUGCUCUAUGCAUUUAUCCAGAGCUUCUACGUGGCCACAUCCUGCCAGUUGCGUAGACUAGAGUCGGUGAGUCGAUCGCCCAUCUAUACUCAUUUUAAUGAGACAGUCCAAGGAGUCAGUGUGAUUCGGGCCUUUGGAGAACAGUCUAGGUUUAUCCUACUGGCUAACAGCCGAGUGGACCACAAUCAAACAUCCUAUUUCCCAAGAUUUGUGGCAACCAGGUGGCUGGCAGUAAAUCUAGAGUUCCUGGGUAACCUGCUGGUCCUUGCUGCAGCUAUUCUCUCUGUUAUGGGAAGGUCAACUUUAAGCCCUGGAAUCGUGGGGCUAGCUGUGUCACACUCUCUCCAGGUAACUGGGAUCCUGAGCUGGAUUGUGCGGGCAUGGACAGAUGUAGAAAACAACAUUGUGUCUGUUGAGCGAGUGAAGGAAUAUGCCGAAACAACAAAAGAGGCACCAUGGACAAUCGAGAACAGUCCACUCCCAUUAGACUGGCCCAGAUCCGGAUCCAUUGGAUUCCAAGAAUAUGGACUUCAGUACCGUAGGGGUCUUGACUGGGCCUUAAAAGAAAUUUCCCUCAGUGUUAAUGAGAGAGAGAAAGUUGGAAUUGUGGGAAGAACAGGGGCUGGAAAAUCAUCUCUUGCUCUCGGAAUUUUCCGGAUCCUCGAGGCGGCAAAAGGAAAGAUCUUCAUAGAUGGGAUAAACAUUGCAGAGGUUGGACUGCAUGAACUGAGAUCUCGUAUCACCAUUAUCCCACAGGAUCCAGUGCUGUUCUCUGGUUCCUUGCGUAUGAAUCUGGACCCCUUUGAUGGCUACACUGAUGAGGAGGUCUGGAGAGCUCUGGAACUCGCACAUCUCAAGAACUUUGUGUCUGGCCUGCCUGACAAACUCAACCAUGAGUGUUCAGAGGGAGGAGAGAAUCUCAGUUUGGGUCAGCGGCAGCUGGUUUGCCUGGCUCGAGCUCUCCUCAGGAAGACCAAGAUUCUGGUUUUGGAUGAAGCCACUGCAGCUGUAGACCUAGAGACGGACAAUCUGAUACAGUCCACUAUCCGAACUCAGUUUGAGGACUGCACCGUUCUGACCAUCGCACACCGUCUCAACACCAUCAUGGACUACACAAGGGUGAUUGUGAUGGACAGAGGGCACAUCACAGAGAUGGACUCACCAUCCAAUCUGAUCUCUCAGCGUGGUCAGUUCUAUCGAAUGUGCCGGGAGGCUGGGCUAGUGUGAACCUUCACUACCAGAACAACCAACGACAAAAUCAUCUCUUUAUUCAGGAGAGACUAUAAAAAUGGUGAAGAAAAUCUCACUAAUACACUUGCUGAGACUACCUGAAUCUUUUCAUCACAGAACUUACUAAAGGACACAUCUUGCCUUCUCAAUCAAGAGAAGUACAAAGCUCAGGAUGAUGAGGUUUUGCUCGUAAUAGCUGUUCUACUUCAGCAGGUGUCCACGUUUUUUCCAGUAUUACAGAAGCGCUGUGCUUCAGCAUUCUCCAGCUGAUUCUUUAACUGACGUCUGAGGUGCUAAAGGAACAGACUGAUUCCCUCAUGUCGUCAACAAUCUCAUCUCAGAAUACGAAGACUUGCGUAAAGUUUUCUUACCAUAGAGGUGUUCAGUAGGUCAAUAUAAUGCACACUUCAGAUGGUCAGUGUGCACCACCAUGUUCACCACCUCUCAUUGCUGUCAAAGUGAAGUUUUGUGGAAAUUUGUAGUUUAUUGUUAUAGAUCCAGGCAAGACACAGCUGUAGAACUAGUUGCAAUUCUACUUGAACCUUUUCAGGUUGUUACAAGAAUUUAUUAAUUAUGUCAGCACAUUAAACCCUAAAUUCCCAUAAAGGUGAAAGAUGCAUCUAUUUUAAGCUAUUUAUGAUGUGAGAAACAUCCAUUCAUGUUCAAAACAAUGCAACACCCACCCAUCCUUAUACAGAAUUUGUCUGUGUAUUAAUACUUGUAUUUUUUCCAUAAUCUAAAAGUUUAAUCAGUAUUUAUGUAUUUUGUACUGUAUAAUAACUGUAUUUUUAUAUAUUUAUAACGUUUCCAGGCACACUUCAUGUGAGACUGUCAAACUUGAACAUGCUCUUAUUUUCUGAGCAGCUUCAGUAAAAUAAAUGUUGGUAGUAUUGA